Messenger RNA from Penicillium argentinense, 282 nucleotides. RefSeq lists its product as uncharacterized. NCBI's taxonomy places the organism in Eukaryota, Fungi, Ascomycota, Eurotiomycetes, Eurotiales, Aspergillaceae. Bases 1 to 282 code for a protein of 93 amino acids. The transcript has a single exon. The record is from RefSeq and is a predicted model, not a curated record.
AUGAGCCUCCGAUUUCAAGCAACCGCUUGCGGUCAAUCUUGUCUUCACAGCAGGGAUCAUGUAGCUCGAGAGGCGCUCAGCAACCUUGUCUUCCACGUCGGCCGGAAUACUCAAGAUGCGGAUGUCGCUAUCAUGGGUGCCGUCCUCGCUGUGGCUAUUGGAACUGUUGGAGAUAUGGCCGCUAGAUUCCUUAUGGCUGGAUACCUCAUGGCUGGAUCUCUCGUCGCGACAGAUGAUGGGCUAUCGGUAGCAGUGCCCUCGCUCCGUCGCCGCCGGGAUUGA